CACUACGAGAUCAAGUGUAGGAGUGUGUGUUUGUUUGUGUGUCUGAGAGAGACAGACACAGAGGGACUCGCUGGAUAACCACUGUUUUGUGAAGCCAAGAGUAAUUCUCUAGUAACACAAGAGGAAGAGUUGGUGCGUGUUUGCCUCAGAGGAGUUGCAGGGAAAAGUCUGAAGAGAAGGAGUGUGUGGAGGAAGGAAAAAAAAAAGAGACAAGACCCCUAUCGUCCCCAGAGAGCAGGAGGUAAACUGCCGGUAAGCAAAUAUUAAUGACCUGACAAAAAAGCGCACAACAUCAGACAGCCUUACCCCGGAGCGGCGCAAAAGAGGAGCCUGGACAAGCCCCCCUUCACUGCUCUCCACUCACUCAUGAUCAUCACUUCCCCCACACGCAGACACAAGGGCCACGCUGACACAACCAGAGAAGUGGAGGAGAGAAGAGGACACUCGCUCUGUCGUGGGACUUUGUCAAAGUGAAAAGUCUUUCUUGGAUUUUUUUUUCUUUUUUUUUUUUCCAAACACUGAAGCCAGUGUUCUCCCUUUGUGCUGACCUUUCCAAGCCCCCCCUCCCCUCUCCGGAGCAAAGAUGAGCUGCAGGAAAAGAUGCAAGCGGGAAAUCUUCAAGUUCGCUCAGUACCUGUUCAGACUUGUCACGGGCACCCUUAACACCGACAGCGUUGAAGAUGAGCUUGAACUAUCUACAGUCCGCCAUCGCCCAGAGGGCCUGGAACAGCUCGAAGCCCAGACACGGUUCUCCCGCAAGGAGCUGCAGAUCCUGUACCGCGGCUUCAAGAAUGAAUGCCCCAGUGGAGUCGUCAAUGAAGAAACUUUUAAAGACAUCUACGCUCAGUUCUUCCCACAAGGAGAUGCUUCAACAUACGCGCAUUUCCUGUUCAAUGCAUUUGACACAGAUCACAAUGGCUCUGUGAGUUUUGAGGAUUUUGUUAUGGGCCUUUCUAUCCUCCUGCGAGGCACAAUCCAGGAGAAGCUCAACUGGGCUUUCAACCUGUAUGAUAUCAAUAAAGAUGGCUAUAUCACUAAAGAGGAAAUGCUGGACAUCAUGAAGGCCAUCUACGACAUGAUGGGAAAAUGCACAUAUCCUGUCCUCAAAGAGGAGACGCCUCGUCAGCAUGUAGAAGUAUUCUUUCAGAAGAUGGAUAAGAACAAAGACGGAGUGGUAACCAUCGACGAGUUUAUCGACUGCUGCCAAAAUGAUGAAAACAUCAUGCGAUCAAUGCACCUCUUUGAAAAUGUUCUUUAACUUAUGGCUCAUAGCGGAGGCUUUGGAAGAGGACAUCAUCUUUAGCUUGGCCCAAUAACUGACUUGGACUCAUACUGUGUACAGUGUGCUAUGCAGACUUUUGAUCAUAGAUAGAAAUAUUGUUCAUUACUGUGGGCCACAAGUAGGAGUAGGCAAUAUGGUGCGAACACUCUGGAAUGCCUUUUGAACAUUUUGUUGAAUAAAUUGUAGAACUUUAUUACAGAAAACAAAAAAAUGAAUAGAAAAUUCAAGGUUGAUUUCCACCAUUUGUCUCUGGAGUGUCUUUCUAUUUGACGAACGCCGAGUUCUGCAAACUGCAUUAGCCUCCAACAUAAUAAACACACAGGGAAUUUGUGAUGAAGAGGUUUAGUCAGGAUGCUUCUAUCUCUGUUGCAGCCUUGAAAUGUUUUAUUUACUGCCAAGUGAAAUCACUGUGACUUUUUACAGCGUCAAAAACAAAUAUCUGAGAUAACUUCACACCCCUCCCUGUUUUUACAUUCCAAACUCAAUUCCAGAGUGUUCUUACCCCCCUGAACUUAGUUAACCAUUGUGGUCUGUCUUUUUGCUCUUUCAAGGAAGCAUUUAGAGAAAAAAAAAACACAUUUUAAACUGUAUAUAAUAUAGAUAAAGCAUUAGAUAACAACUCUGUGAGAAACUUUUCAACUUCGUGUUUACUUGCCAACUAGAAGGAGACAACACAAGGAUUGUAUUGAUGUCAAAAUCGGACCAUACUCUCGAUGGUUUGUCUACAGAAGCACACAGGUAGCUAUAUUUACCAUGAGUAUAACAUUAGAUAUCUUUUAUCAUAAGAUAAAUGCUGCUUUCGGUGUUUUUCGUUUAACCCUAUGUACUCCCUGUAAAGUAAAUCAUCUAUCAGUAUGUUUUUAUUUUUGUUUUCAAAGCACUGUUUACACUUUGAGCAGUGUUUGCGGUUAUUUAUAUGGUAUCAUGGUCAUUGUACAAAAGGUUGUCGGUUGUACAGUAUUAAAUGAAAGUUUGCUCUCGGGUGAAUUUCAGGUCUUAAGAUUUGUUCAUAGAAUUCACUGUUUUUACCAGAAAAGGAAGUGGGGUUUAGCUGUUGAUACAAACACUGUAACUUUGUUUUAUACUUGUCAUUUUUUGGGUUGUCAGCUAAUUUGCUUCCUGCUGUUUCCCUCCUCCUUCCCCCUCGUCCUCCUGUGGGCCAGAGCCCAGCUGCCCGCACCUAUCAGCCUGAUUGGUUCCUGCUGUCUUUGAUUAAAGCAUUGCUUGGCCCCAUAUGUGAGCAAACACAAGGCAUGCUGAGUAGAAGUCUCACUUAUCGACUGCCUGUUGCUGGUUGGAAACUACUGGAUCACUGAGAGAAGUGUCUGAACAUUAUAGCAGAUGACCAACGACCUCUGUUGACCCUCCUAAUCAAAGAACAUGAGAGGAAUCCAAACUUGGACUUCACACUUUGCACGUGGGAGAAGUUUCAGCUGAUUGAUAUCUUCGAUCCUCACCGCAAGACGCCUCUAAUUUCUGCACACUGCUCCUUAAACUCGCCAUUGUUUCUUGGAUGAUACAUUGUUGACGUGAUCAGUGCUUGUUCUGGUUUUAAAUAUAACAUGUUUCAAAUCCAUGUAAA
This is a messenger RNA of Plectropomus leopardus (leopard coralgrouper), 2864 nucleotides long. It is a transcript of the gene kcnip4a, whose product is annotated as potassium voltage-gated channel interacting protein 4a. The record is from RefSeq and is a predicted model, not a curated record. Gene Ontology annotation, cellular component: voltage-gated potassium channel complex. Gene Ontology annotation, molecular function: potassium channel regulator activity; calcium ion binding. NCBI's taxonomy places the organism in Eukaryota, Metazoa, Chordata, Actinopteri, Perciformes, Serranidae. Gene Ontology annotation, biological process: regulation of potassium ion transmembrane transport.